AUGUCGACCGAUGCCUUGGCACGCAUGAUGCUGGAAACCGCUGCUCCCGCCAGGGAGCAGUUUAAAGGUCCUGGAAUCUCUCUAGCCGCAUGGAAAUUUGACGAAGUUUCAGUCUACAUAUCAAUCACAUUGUUCAUCUUGGCCGUCGUGCUCUUGAAAAUUGCUUAUCAUAAGCUGCCCUGCAUUGCCAGCUACGUACCCGAAUCCCUUCUGCUAAUAGUAAUGGGCCUAAUAUUCGGUUCCAUUAUGCACUACAUCCCCAAUGCCUCAGCCUUUCGUCUCACACCCAAUAUCUUCUUCAACAUCCUUCUUCCACCAAUCGUACUUGAAUCAGCAUACAGUCUCUAUAAUAAAACAUUUGCGGAGUUGCUCGCACCAAUCCUUCUGUUUGCUGUUCUUGGAACCGUCCUAAACUUUCUACUGAUCGGAUUUGGUCUUUUGGCAGUUGAUCUCUCCUCUGGGCUUGGAGAACCCUACCUCGGUCUCAGCAUCAAGGAGUACUUGCUCUUUGCUUCACUCAUUGUGGCCGUCGAUCCCGUCGCCGUCCUAGCCAUAUUUCAGGAUAUUGGUGUUGAUUUGAGACUGUAUUACCUGGUCUUUGGCGAAUCUCUCCUAAAUGACGCAGUAACUGUGGUUCUCUACAAUAUUAUGAGUGCUUUCGUUGCCACACCGGAAAUUAGCUCUGGCCAAAUUGUCAUUGGAAUCGGUUCCUUCUUCACCGUCAGCCUGGGUGGGGCUGUCAUCGGCGUAUUUCAUGGUGUCAUCUCAUGCCUCCUGACACGUCUUAACAUCUCCUCGGAGGCCAUUGUACCUCUGUUGCUGAGCUACCUAUCCUAUAUUAUUGCAGAUCUGUUCGGUUGGUCCGGAAUCAUCUCAAUUAUUACUUGCGGUAUUUUUCAGGCAGCCUACGCUUUCCACAACCUAACUCCUAUGUCAGUUAUCUUACUGAAGUCUUCGCUGAAACAAAUUGCUUCCAUUAG
This is a messenger RNA of Spirometra erinaceieuropaei, 980 nucleotides long. The record is from the annotation of a GenBank genome assembly. NCBI's taxonomy places the organism in Eukaryota, Metazoa, Platyhelminthes, Cestoda, Diphyllobothriidea, Diphyllobothriidae.